AAAAGCGGUUCAAUGCUUUUGUACAGUCGUAAGAAGGUUCGAUACAGACGGGAUGGUUAUUGCUGGAAAAAACGCAAAGAUGGAAAAACUACAAGAGAAGAUCACAUGAAACUCAAAGUCCAAGGAACUGAGUGCAUUUAUGGUUGUUACGUCCAUUCGGCAAUUCUACCUACAUUCCAUAGAAGGUGUUACUGGCUUUUACAGAACCCUGACAUAGUGUUAGUGCACUACCUGAAUGUGCCCUACCCGGAUGACAACAAGCUGGCAGUGAUCGCACCCAGCGUGGCACUGUGGGGCGACAAGAAGGAGUGGACCAAAGACGAAUUGGUGUCUCAGCUGAAGCCCAUGUUUUACAGUGAGGAUGAACCUGAUCUCAAUAACGAAUUAGAAAUAUCGACGGCAGAAACAGUGGAAGCAAUAGUAAGCCAGCUGAUGGAGAAGCAGCGGUGUGCGAGGGCGGCUGCAUUGAGCAAAACCUUGGAAUGCGGCUGUCCUGACUCGACCUGCGCAGACGGCAAGGCCUGUUCACAUCCGAUGCGCCGCAUCAGUGCUGCCAAAACACCCAACAUGACCACCGUCCAGUGCAAGCAGGAAGUGCAUAGCGGCAUGAUGACCACUGAGAAUAAUAACCAGGUAUCAUCAACUACAGGGUCGUCAAGCAUGAUGCAUCAUCACCACCGCAUCAUGUCAGUUAAUCAACAGCAUCACAGCGUCCAGGAGACCAGAACAACCAUGUUUCAACAUCAGCUGCAUCAUCAUCAGCAGCAGAACCAUAAUCUGCACCAUCAGGCUCUCAUUACCAAUCCUCAGGUGUCGCAAGGCCACCAGACGUCAGUGACAACGUCCGCCUCGUCUGGGGGGGCCCCACUGGUGCUGAGCUUGUCGCAGAUCCAGAGCUCGGGUGGUCUGCUAAUCCUCAACUCCGGCAACCAGUCUCACAUUCCCACCUCCCAUGCAGCCAGUCAGCAUCAUGAAACUAACAGGCCACAGGCUUCAUCAGCAACCGUCCAUCAUCACCACCAGGCCAACAUUGUGACGUCAUUCGUCACCUGCACCAAUCAGAUGAGAGCCGGAGGAGGAGGAAAUGGUGGAGGAGGAGGAGGCAACUCCCAACUACAACGAACCUCUGUGGAUGUGAAGCCUGUUGUACCCAAGCAGGAAGCUAUGGAGAUGGAAGUAGUGAACUCUUGCCAGGUUCUCUCCGCGCACCGGUUGACAGAGUCCAUCACAACUGUGAGCCAACAUCAGUCAGCCAACAGUGACUGCCGCAUGAGCCACAACAACCGCAACAACACCACCAACACUCGCAACAACCACAGACAACAUCAGGACAUGGCUGCCUCCCGACACACCAACAUCCCCGAGAAGAUGGACAUCACCAACGGAAAUGUUAUCAUGGAUAAUGAGUAUGAUACAGGUUAUUCAAGAUCUUCAACCACCUCAAAAGCCUCCAAAACCGACCAACAACUCUCCCCUAAGCACAUGGACACCUCCUGCGAUCUCAACAUGGACAUCAAAACUCCUUCCACAUCGUCUUCGUCUUCCUCCACCUCUUCCUCGUUCGCGAAUAUGGAUGGGAAGGCAGAAGGAGGAGGAGGAGGAGGAGGGAAUCAUCAUCACAACUAUUUUAAUGAGACGUUGGAUUUGUCCCAGGAGGAUAUACAGCAGACACUGUCGGCCAACAUGCCUAUGAACUGUGGAACACCGGAACCUCAACAUGGUGACAGGAGCGGUCACCAUAGCUCCAAGAACUCUAGCAAUGACAACGAUGUCUUGGUGUCCAGUCUGAAUCCGAUGGACUUCAUAGAUGUGACAGUGUCACCCCCAACAGCAGUGGAUGAUGAUGUGUUUGUCAACUUGGAGGCUUUCGAUAUGUUGGGCGAAUUUCCUGAGUUGGAGGGACUUGAAUCCAGUCAUAAUGAAACAAGCAUCAUAGGUCUGACCACAGACAAGGACUCCUCUCCCCAGGACGAAACCUCGACCCCCACCCCUGUCCAGUACGGGGAUGAUGUGAGUAACAUCACGGACUACAGCCCCGAGUGGGCCUACCCCGAAGGAGGGGUGAAGGUGCUAGUCACUGGGCCCUGGUACUCCACUACAUCACCCUACACGGUGCUGUUUGAUUCUUGUCCUGUACCCACAACACUGGUGCAGUCUGGGGUGUUGAGGUGCUACUGUCCAGCUCACGAAGUGGGUUUAGCAUCGCUGCAGGUGGCCUGUGACAACUUUGUCAUCUCCAACUCGGUGAUGUUCGAGUACAAGCUGCCCCCCAAGGCGGAGGAGUCAUCACCGCCCCCCGUCAAAGAGUCGGCAGCCAACGACAACCUGCUCCGGUUCACCCUGCUACAGCGGCUUGAAGCCAUCGACGACAAACUGCACAUCAAGCAGGAGCCAGAUGUCGGCAAUGAUUCGGUGGGAAGCGGUCGUAUGUCGAAGCAGAACAGCUUCGAGGAUCGGCUGGUGAGCUACUGCCAGGAGAUGUGUCAGCGACCCUGGAGGGUCGAAUGUCAUCGCGAAUCUAUCGACAACUCCAUCUCAUGGUUUUCCUCUCACAGAUCGAUGACAAUCCUCCACCUGGCCGCCCACCUGGGCUACACCCGUCUGCUGAGAGCUAUGCUACGAUGGAGGAACAGCAACCCCUCCCUGGCCCUUGAGAGUGAGGUGGACGCCCUCAGCAGGGAUGCAGACGGUUCCACCCCGUUGGCCAGGGCUUGUGCCAGUGGUCACUGUGAGGCUGCCAUUCUGCUCUACAGGUGGAACCACACAGCCCUCGGAGUAAGGGAUGAUAAGCUAAGAACUGCUCUAGACUGCGCCCGUGAAAACGAACAUAACCGACUGGUGGAGGAGAUAGAGCGAUUGGAGAAUGAGAGGGUGAGAAACAGCGAUGCUCUCUCUGGCAUCUCGUCUGUCGAUUGUUUUGUCUCUCUCAUUCAUGGCAGUCAAGACAGCUCCGAUAAGACCUCAGACAGCACAGAACCAUCGGUGAAAUCCCGUCGCGAAGCACGGGUGAUUGGAGACAGAGACGACGGUAUAUUUUUGAGACCGAUUUCGAAAAAUGAAAGCCAACAUCUCAGAUUCAGUGCCUCCCCUGUCGAGCUGGAAGAAGGAGCAGGAGUAGGUGGAGGAGGUGUAGGAGGAGGAGGAGGAGGAGGAGGAGGGGUGAAUGAGAAUAAAAUGUUUUUGAGUGGACUGGAUAACACUAGAAGAACUCAGAAUUCCACUAGUCCUGGACCCACAGCUGGUGGUACCUCGGACAGAACAGUCAACACCAGAAGCAGCAAUAAUCGACUGUUUAAACGGCAAUCAGUUGACAGCGGAAUACACGUUGAAUCGUCAACGCCUGCACGAAACAGCUCUAAAUCAACGUCAACUAGUCGAGAUAACCCGAAACUGUCCAGGUUUGACAGGAGUAUGUCACUUCCUCUACAUUCCCCUCUGUCAGGAACGGAUUCAGCCUAUGACAGUGCAAUGUCAGACUCCCCUAUCAGGAGAAUGGACUUUGCUCUAUUUUUACAAGGUGAGAGCUCACUACCUAACCUGCAAAUAGAUGCCGCUUUGAACCAAGACAGUUUUGGUCAGCUUGAUAUGAAUAUAUCCGAUGAAGACCAGUCUUCAAAUGUGUCAGGGGAGCAAGAAGUACGAGUCUUAACACUGGCUGAACAGAUCAUAGCCGCCAUGCCAGAUAGAAUCAAGAGCUUUUGUGGACAUCACCCACAAUACUAUGAUGUCGCCACUCCUGCAUCUUCUCUCUCUCCAGCUUCAUCUUCUUGUCUCCCCUCUCCUUCUCCUUCCACAUUCCCCCUCCCUGAUUCGCCCUCUCCUCCCCCCACCACUGCCGAUUUCUGCGAGUUCUUCCACGCGUCCACUAGUCCCUUCGAGAAGGAUUUCUCCAAUUUGACAUUGUCAGAUCGUGAACAGAGAGAGCUAUACGAGGCGGCGAAGAUAAUCCAGAAGGCGUACAGGUCGUACAAAGGACGGAAGAAGCUGGAAGAGCAGGACAAAGAGAGAGCUGCGGCUGUGCUGAUACAAAACUACUAUAGGAGAUACAAACAGUACGCCUACUUCAAGCAAAUGACUAAGGCAGCAAUGGUUAUCCAGCAUGGCUUCCGAUCCUACUGCGAACACAAAAGGCGUUUCAAGAAGAACAAGGAGUCGGCUGCUGCCCUCAGGAUACAGAACUACUAUAGGAACUACAGGGAACAGGGAGGAGGGGCAAUGGACGGAGGAGGAGGAGGAGGUGGAGGAGGAGGAAGAGGAGGAGACGUGAGGACAGGCACGGAGAGUGGAGGGAUGACGUCGUCUGGUUUGAAACGUACCUAUUCACAAAGGAGACAACAUCAAGCUGCUAGAAAAAUCCAACAAUUUAUGAGACAAUCGAAAAACAAUUCUUGCAUCCAGUGUCUGGGAAUUAGGACCUGCAACUAUGGUUGCAGAAAGAGCGAGCCGGAAACGAGAGGCCACACUACCCAUGAGCCAAGGCUGCCCUGCCAAGCUUGCUCCCACAUCAAGGCAAAGGCUAAGACAUUCACUAACUCCAUCCAACAAACUGUAGACAACGACUCAACUACACCAGAGGCCAAGAAAGCAGCCUGCAAUCUAACCUCAAAUAUUCUAUCAUCAUUUCUGCUCUCCCCCAAUGACUUCAAUGAACUGAGAAAGCUAUGGUGUCAUGGUACACCAUAAGCCUUUCAUCAACUACCAAGGAACACCAUAAAUUGAUCUUCAACUACAUUGAUCUUCAACUACAGUCAUCAACUACAUUGAUCUUCAACUACAGUCAUCAACUACAUUGAUCUUCAACUACAGCCAUCAACUUCAGUCAUCAACUAUAUUGAUCUUCAACUACAUUGAUCUUUAACUACAGUCAUCAACUACAUUGAUCUUCAACUACAGACAUCAACUACAUUGAUCUUCAACUACAGUCAUCAACUACAUUGAUCUUCAACUACAGUCAUCAACUACAUUGAUCUUCAACUACAGUCAUCAACUACAUUGGUCUUCAACUACAAUCAUCAAGUACAUUGAUCUUCAACUACAUCAAUCUUCAACUGCAUUGAUCUUCAAUGACAUUGAUCUUCAUCUUCAUUGAUCUUCAACUACAUUGAUCUACAUUGACAGUCACAAACUACCGUUCCAUAACAUUGAGAAUCAUAAUUCUUUGAAUGAGAUCUAUCUUUGGAAGGAAUUUGAAAUGUGGUUAAUAAUUGAUCAUAAACUGCUAUGGAAUACCAUAUAUUUAACUUAAAGGAUUCCCUAAUCUUGGAAAAUGGAGCCCCUCUUAUCAGAUUUACAUAAUUUAAAGACAGAAUUGGAAUUAGAGUUAUUGUGUUUGGAAAGAUAUGUUUAUUGAACACCAUAAUAAUAAUAAUAUUGAGUGACUUGGCUGGCUCAGGUCUGGUAUCAGAGUUUUCAGGUCGCAAAUUAUCAAUUUCAGGGCCUCUGAUGACCUAACACUGCUUUUCAGGACCGACGGUUUAACGUGUCCAUCCAAAACACCAUAGACUAUGUAGGCUACCAUGAAUCAAUUGUCUUUGAAGGUCGUGUUGAAGAACUUUUUACAGGCUCUUGUAAAAAUAUUGUAAAACUCUUUGAAGAUCAUGUAAUGGGUUCCCAAGGUUUUAUUACAUAAACUGCAAGAAUAAUAGACACCUACAAGGUUUUCUAGUUCAAUAGUCCUAUAUCAUGGAAUUUAGAUAACAUAUAGAUAUUGUUCAACAUUUUAAGGUGGUUCCAAAACCAUUUCAGGGUUUCAAACACCUUUUUUAUUAUGAUCAAAGACUGUUAAAUUGCUAGAAUGGUUCAUUGCUUGUGGAAAAAUUCAUCAAAAUUCUAUCUCUUGAUCUAAUCAUGUUUUAUCAACAAUAUGCCUUGAAAAUAGAUUACCGUAAUCAAUCUUGUUCAUCAGUAUCUGAAAAGCUUCUACAUUAAUUUGUUAGGAUAAAAAAUUGAUCUAUCUUAUAUCUACUAGAGAAAUAAUUUUGAGGGUAUUAACAUUAUGAGGACUUGAUCCAUGUAUAUCUCAGAAAAACAGUUCAUAUUUCUCUAUUAAUUGCAAAAAGUCAAACAAUUUGCUUAAUAUCUAAUGUUAUUUAAGCUGCAAAAUAUUAUUAUUCUCCAAAUUUGAAAAUCUAAGAAUUUCUUGUAGUAUUCCACUUCUAAUCUCUUAUGUGAUUUCACAUUCAUAGUUCAAACAAUAAAUUAUCAACUCCAAUAACUUUGCAAUUUAAUCACACAUUCAAUUCAUUUUCCAAGUUCACUUAAUAAUAUUAGACUAGUAAUUUAGCCUAGUAUUUAAUUGCUUGAGAAUAAUUACCAAUUAAAGACAAAUUUUCAAUUAAAAAUAUCAGAAUUCAUCUAAUAAUGUUAGAGGUAAAAGGGUAAAAACAGUUGAAACUUUCUCUUGAAAAUGAUGAAGUCUAUUAUAAGAUAGGAGGUUAAGUGAUAAUGAUAUUCCUUGUAUAAAAAUCUGUGAAAUUUAUAUCAAAUGCAGAUUUACAAACUGAGAUAUCCAUAUAGUAUCACACCAAUCUACACAUUGUGUAAAAAAUUUAGGAUAUCAUUCAUUUUCUGUCAAAUAAUUUACUUCUAAUAGGCAUAUUUAAGAUUUAUCCAUCUUUUUCUGUCUCUAUUAUCUUAUAUUAUACACCACUUAUAGUGCUCAAUUAUUAUGAAUUUCAUGAAAGCUGUUAACCAACCUAAUAUAAAUCCAUUAGUUUGUUUUUUUAAAAAUCUUUCAAAUUUCACAUCUUCUACGUCUUAUCAUUAUAAAUAUUAGGCUAUUUUUAGAGUUUUGCAAUUAGAAUAUUAAAGACUGCUUGAAAAACGACGAUAUUUUUAUUAAAAUUUCUGUAGGUUCAAUGAUAAUAGGAGUACAAAUAAUUGAUAUGGGUCAUUAAGAUAAUAUAGAAAUAAUCGAUCACACUAUAGAAAAACUUGUAGGAUUAUCGAAAAUUUUAUCGAUUAUAUCAAGAAUAUCGAUUAUUGGGAUUAUAAUCUCAAUAAGGUGAUCUUAAGAUUCUUCUACGUUGUAAAAUUUUUUCACAUCUAUCAUAAUUUACAACUCCUAGAAAUAUUGAUACAGUCUAGUAGAUGAAAAAGUAGGGUUCUAGCCCACAAAGUCUAGUAGAUGAAAAAGUAGGAUUAUAGCCCACAAGGUCAAUAUCAGGUCAACAUGUAGAAUAAGUUUUUUCCUUUUAAGACUACUCAAGCAACCAAACUUGAUACUUUUUAAACAAUUUCAUAAAUUAAGAUAGCUUAUAGAUUACACACUUUCCAUAGAAAGUUUUGAGCUACACACAAGCAAACUAUAAUCCCUGGUUUUUGAAGGUAAAUGAAAUAACUCACAAAAUAAUAAACCCCUUCAAUACUGUAUAAUACUUCAAAUCUAUCACAUUUUCAAUUUAAUCAUUUAUUUUUUUAAAACAAUAUUUAUACUAGUGUUGUAGGUAUUUUGGCUUCAAAAUAUUGUAUAAAAAUUGUUGAAAUCUUUGAAUAGUAUCAUCUCCACUCACAAAAUACUGCCAAAUAACUGAUAUUUUGAAACCUUGUAGGAAAAAAUCUUUGAACUAUUUGUGAAAUGUUGAAAAUAAACCUUCAAAAAAUAUUGAAAAUCUGCAAAAUAUUAAAACUAAUAGAUAGAAAUUAAUUCUUCCUAUCAUAAUACAACACAUACCUUUCUCAGAUUUGAAAUCUCUUAACUAGUACAAUAUGAAGGAUUUUAUAGUUGACAAUUAUUAGAGGUUCAUAAUUAAAAUUAUAGCUACACUGUUUUCUAUAAAAUAUAUACAUAAAAUUGACAAAUCACAUGCUUUUAUAUUAUAUAUUAUAAUGUAAAUCUUUCAAUUAUUUAUUUCCAACUUUUCAGUAGUUUUUCAAGAUCCUGUUCACUUAUUACUAGUAUGAGUCCAUUUUAAAUGUAGAAGAAUAAUUCUUUGAUAAUACUAUUGAAUGAUAAUACAAAUAUUAUAAUUUAUUAAAUUUUUCAAUCUUUGGAAUUCUUUCACAUAAUUUAUCUAUGUGUAUUUUGGGUUCUCCAUAUAUUUCCGCUCAUUGUAAAGUGGGAUUCAUGUUAAGCUGUUAGUGCCAGUUGCACAAAAGCUAGUUAAUUUUUAAUCAUAAUUAAUUCCAUGAGAACCAAUCAGUGAAGCCAUCUUUUUAAAAAGCCUUCUCUGUUUGGCUUUUGUGAAAUUAAUCAUGGUUAAAGUUUAAUCCACUUCUGAGCAACUAUUCAUGAGGAAUGCUGACAAUUUAUGAUGAAUUUCAAUAUAGCUUAACAAAAAUUGAUAACCCUUUUUCUAUGAACUGCCAAACUAAAAUUAUACUUUUUCCAUCCAUUUAAUUUCAUCCCAUAUUUUGUUCAGUGUUGCAUAUUAUAUAUUUAUAUUUUAUUGGCUGUGAUAAUUAUUGUAAUAUUGGUGUUGCGUUAUCAUUCUUGGUCUUUAUAACAUCAUUUCUAUUUUAAUCUUUAAAUUUCAAUAAUUAAGUUCAAGUAUGGUAAGCUAGGAUGAAACUUUAGAAGGAAUUUAUUUGAAUGUUAUGUGUGUCCCUGUUUCUAUGAAGAAUUGUCAUAUUAGUUCAGUUUAUUGUUGUUUAAUGAUAUGUGUAGUUGUGUUACAGUAUUCUCGUUUGAAUUUUGGUCAUCUAUGUUUUAAAAGCAAGGAUAUGUGUUCUCCAGCCAAUAUAUUUGUACAAUCAAAUUCUAAUCAAUUGAUUCUAUUUUAGUUUAUGCUUUUCUCAUUUAUCAAAUGAAGUUAUUACUGUAAUUAUACAUAAGGUAAACAAACAAUUAUUUUUUGUCAUAAUUUUUGUAUUGAUGUGAAAAAUAAAUAAAUUUUGAAUUGACUUUGAAUAUUUUCCUCACAUCAACAUGAAUUUAAUUUAAUAUCUACUGCUUCCUCCCAUCAUAAUCAUUAUAAUCAUGAUGUUUUGAAUAUAAUAUGAGUAUUUGAAAGUUAAUAAUUUUGAAUAUAUUCAACUUGCAAGACAAGUUGCAACUGAAAAAAUCCAUACACAAGCUAUGCAUAUCUACUCACUUGCUAUCCCAGAAAAUCUGGCAAUAGCUAUGAGUUUUUAAAAAGUAUUUAAUGAGAAAUACUUAGAGAUUUUCAGAAAAAUCUGAUCAUCCCAUCUGAAAAAAUUCUAUUACCAAAUUAUAUUAAUUUUCAUCUAAGAUCAAAACUUCCUGUGACAUUUCAUGCUCAUUCAGCAAGUAAUCAUUGGAAAAACCAGGAAUGAUAAAUUUGAAUUUCUGAAUAAAUUAUUUCAGUUGUAAAUUGAUAAAACUAUUUUUUUUGUAUUGGUUGGAGAGAAAUUUUAAAAAUAUCUUCUUGAACAGCGAAAUUAUCAAUUAAGAAAUUGUAAUUGAUUAUCAUUAUUAACAUCAGAUAAGUAGCUAUUUUUUAUAAAUAUAUAUGUAUAUUUUUAUUAUAUCCAUAAAUUUAACCAUUUCUCUGUAAUUAAAAUACAUAAUUAUCAAAUUUAAGUAAAACUUAAUUCGAUCGAAUAUUUUAUUAUUGUAAUUAUUGAUAGA
Molecule: messenger RNA, 9529 nt
Organism: Nilaparvata lugens (brown planthopper)
Lineage: Eukaryota; Metazoa; Arthropoda; Insecta; Hemiptera; Delphacidae
Product: calmodulin-binding transcription activator 2
Exons: 29
Coding region: 13-4683 (1556 amino acids)
Biological process (GO): regulation of transcription by RNA polymerase II
Cellular component (GO): nucleus
Molecular function (GO): protein binding; transcription coregulator activity; double-stranded DNA binding
Source: RefSeq, a predicted model, not a curated record